AAAGACAGUAUGCCUUCAAAGGUUAUUGGAGGAUAUGCAGGCUGCUUUGGUGUGUGAGCUGCACAGUGGUGGGUAGUUCAAGAACUCGCAGUUUGGAAUCCCCCCGUAUUAAGCUUAUUAUUAAUAAGCGUCUGCUAACCAACGAAUGUAAUUUUGUCAUAGCCUAUAUUAUUAGGAGGUUAUACAGACAGCUUGAAAGCCACGCGGCAGAUAUUGCGCGUGUUCCUCCCUGACUUUCGUGCCAGGAGAACAGGGGUGUUCUUUUUUAAUUCAUCCAACACUUAUUGCGCGUGUGCGUGGCCAAUAUUUGGAAAGUUCUGAAGCUGCAUCAAUCUUCCAGAAGUUGCUAGCUGCAUAAAAGUGGAUACAGGUUGUGUGUGUGUGCGCGCGUGUGUAUGAAUAAUUCGUUAUGGGUAGGCUACAAAAAUCUAAUUGCUGAAUGUUGCAACAUAUAAAAAAUUGCUUGUUCUGAGACUCACAAAAAGAAUUAGAAUCCUCUCCGUUAAUUUCCAACAUUGACCGUCCUCCCCCAUCACCCCACCCCUGUAGCCAAACCUACACCCUACAGACGUGCAGGCUUCUCUACGAGAUGACCGAUCGUCAAGCAGUCUUAGUUUUACACGGGAGGAAACACACGGGGCACGGCCGCCGUACGGGAGUCAAAUUCCAACUCCGAGCUUAACGCGGCGAUCUGCAAACGGACCUUCAGGAACGGGAGAGUAACUUCGUCGCGGAGGUUCACGGACACGUUUUUAGACUUACCCUAUUAAGCGUUUCGCUCAAGUAUUGUGAGGGCUGUCCUUUUUUUUUUCAAGUUUCGGCAAUCUAUGAACUUUGAUUUGGAAUGAGAAUUCGUCAGUGGUUUAUUCUUCAAUGUGCUAAUCAACUUUGUGGAACAGCGUGUGAUGGAAAACGCAGGCAAGAUUGUGACCUGCUGACCGUGAGAGCGUCCAUCGAGGACCCAUCUGAGGGUUCCACCCCAACUUCACCCCCAUGCUGGACGUGGCCAUGCCCGAGGACCCAAACACCGCCGCCAUGACAGUCCCCGCCGCCCCCGAGAGAGUCCUUGUGGAGAAGCCCGCCGGAAACGCCAACGACCCUUCCUCCCCCGUCGCCGCGGCGACGCCGUCCACAACCGUGCCGCUCGUCAACGAGAUCCAGCUGACCGCCGCCACCGGUGGGGCGGAGCUCUCCUGCUACCGGUGCACGGUGCCGUUCGGCGUGGUCAUCCUCAUCGCAGGCGUGGUGGUGACGUCCGUGGCUUACAGCUUCAAUUCCCACGGUUCUACCAUCUCCUACUUUGGUCUGGUGCUCCUUUCUGCUGGGCUUGUUCUGCUGGCGGCUAGCGUGGUCUGUUGGAAGGCCAGGAUGGAGAGGAAGAAGGAAAGGCGGAGGGAGAGCCAGACCGCCCUGGUGGUUCACAGGAGAAUCCUCUUUGCCUAAGUGAGGGCAAAGAAAAGUUUGCGAAGUUCUGUUGAAACUUGGGUGAGGGGGGGGGGGAAUUAACAACAAAAACAUACUCUCUACUCUUUGUUUUAAAUAAUGAUGCUCCCUGAAUUGAAGACAAGGAACCCGGACAGAGGAUGAAUGAGACGGAAGGGACGUGAGAUCCACGCAGCUGGGGGGAUGCAGUGAUGAGAGCGCGGGGCCCUUGACUCAGUGUCGGGCCUCUGAGGAUCGUUCUAAAUGAGGUCUCAAUGAGAAUCCUUCAGCAGCUGGAGCAGAUGUCGUCAUGGCGCACCAUGAAGCUGUAUCAUGCAUGACGGAGUGCGACGUGGACUCUCUGUCUCUGAGGUUACAGCACCACGGUCUGCCUUCGUUUUUACACUCAUCAAACGGACUGCAGCUAGGCUAACAUACUACAGCUAUGCUAACAGACUGCGGCUAUCCCAUUAGACUGUCUGCAGCAAUGCUAAUAUACUCUGUCGAAGGCUAACAGACUACAACUGGGCUUACUGACUGCGGCAGGGCCACAUCUGGUCAUCUGGGCAGUCUGUCAAAAUGAAUUUAUCAGAAUUAAGACAACUAGUGCACAGUGCCCGUGAUGCAGUUGGUGCGAUGUCAGUGAAACACACAAAUACAGAUUACUUGAACUAUAGAUAGUACACAGUGCCUGGGAUAAAAUUGGUGACGCACGCACACGCAAACACACACACACACAGAUUCCUGGAAAUAGAGAUAGGUCACAGUGCCCGUGAUAAUGUCAGUGACACGCACAGAUGUCUGGAAUUAUAGAUAGAUAAUGCAGUGUCCAUGAUGCAGCUGGUGAUGACAGUUCUUCUCAGUGGCUUUGGUACCUAUAUUUCUCAGAUCACAAAUGAAAAUCUCUGUCAUCUCUGAAGUACUUGUUCAACUUAAUCUAUUCUGGUCACUUAUGCACAUCAUAAAAGCAAUUUCUCAUUAUGUUAAACAAAUUGCCAAUGCUCUUGUACAUUCAUUCAAAUGACAAUGUAGCCUUCAUUUGUCUACUGUUUCCUACGUUAUCAAUUGCUUAUGUCAUGUUGAUCAAAAUGUAUUAUAUUGGUUCUCUUUAAAAUUGUCUUACCACCACAAACAUCUUGACAUUUAGUUCAUAACAGAAGUCAUUACAUGCACAAUGGUGUAGCACCAUACAGCGCAUGCAUGUACAGGUCUGCCUAAAAGGUGUUUUCUAUGUUUACAUAAACAUUUGUAUCUUUUCCUUUGCGCUAUUCAAUGCUGUAAAAUAGGCUUGUAUUUUCUGUAUUGCAUUCACAUAAAUAAGACACGACAACUGA
This is a messenger RNA of Hypomesus transpacificus, 2756 nucleotides long. It is a transcript of the gene tmem100a, whose product is annotated as transmembrane protein 100a. NCBI's taxonomy places the organism in Eukaryota, Metazoa, Chordata, Actinopteri, Osmeriformes, Osmeridae. Gene Ontology annotation, biological process: cellular response to BMP stimulus. The transcript is spliced from 2 exons. The coding region runs from base 994 to 1443 and encodes 149 amino acids. The record is from RefSeq and is a predicted model, not a curated record.